AUGAUUGCAGGCGGUAUCUUUGAGCUGUCCAAGCGCAGCAACAUACAGCUGCUGCUGAAGCUCAGGCUUGGGAACGUGGUCUGCGAGCUGCUUGCAUCAGCCUUUGGCACAUACGUGCUGCUUGCUGUGGACGUGAGCUGCAAGGUGAAAGAGGUGGUGAUCUUUAACCCAAAGAAGGAGGUCCUCAUCCUAGUCAUCCUCACCUGGGUCUUCCAGAUCGUCAUCCUGCUCAACAUUCUUGUGUGGUACAAUGCGUGGCCGGAGCAUCAGGGCGCAGAUGAAUGGGAGCGCCGCUUCUUGUGGCUCGGGCGCUGGAUCUGCUGUCAGUGCGGGAGGGAGCCAGCAGCGGAUGAGGAGAGGCAGCGGUCGCUGCGGCGGAUAGCACGGUGGGUGACGCGGUUGCUGGGGCGCGCUGAUCUGACGCCGUCUGACACCGCACUAUCACUUAUUCUAGUGGCCACCCUGCAGCGCCAGGCGCGCAGGGAGCGGAUACGGCGGUGCGUGGCGGAGGCGGCUGAGGGGGAGGGCACGCGGGUGGAGGCCGUUUCGCUGAUGGAACGCGCGCAGACGAUACGCGCGCUGCCGAUAUCGACCUCCGGCCGCGGGUCGCGCGAGCUGCUGCAGGGGCCGUCGAGCAGCAGCCCUGUGCGGGGGGAAGUCACAGAGAAGGACGUGCUGAUAGACAUCCAGGUAGAAAUAGCGGAGGAGGCAGUGACACUGAAGCAGAUAGAUGCCUCGCUGACCGCGGGUGCUACGGAGAGCAGUGUGGCCGUCGGCGCUGCAGGCGACGAGGAAGAAGCCCUGCUGCAUAGACACAAGAGCCCCGAGCCAGGGGAGACGGGGGCUGCUGAGAGCCUGCGCGACACGGGCCUGGAAGGGCCGGGCAGGCCCUUGGGCAAGUUUUUGCGCCAGAUGGCGCUGCUGCGGGAGGCCUGCAUCACCCCCUCCGGCAUGGACGAGGAGCUCAGAGGUUCCAUGUCUCAGGAGCAGGCGACGCAGCUGUACACGGGAGGGCACUGGAAGGUGGAGGCAGCCGUCCUGUCAGAGGUGGAGCACUUCAGCAGAUUUGCGGCAGGGGUAUAUGGGUACGGGGGCGAGCGCAGCAGCAACUGGUGGGUCUCGAUGGCUUCGGCGCUGAUCGGGCGGGAGACCAGCGAGCGAGAGGAGCGCAACCUGGAAGUCCUCAACAGGGCUGACGUGAAUUCGCUAGUGGAGCGGCUGUACUAUGAGAACGUGAUCCGGGAGCUGGGGGACAGCAGUGAGAUCAUCUACCUGUCAGUCGCCAACGCAGCGCUGUCACACCUGCCCUACCUCAUUGCCCUGGACCACCAGAGCAGGCGCGUUCCCUCCCUCGCAAACCCCCCAACUCUGCGCAGCAGGGCAAGUUGCCCUGGACCACCAGAGCAGGCGCGGUCGGUGGUGGUGGCGCUGCGGGGGACCACGUCGGUGGAGGACAUAAUCACGGACAGCGUGGCAGAGCCGGUGCGCCUGGAGCCCGACUGGCUGCCGGGGGAGAUCAGAGCGCGCGACGGCUCCGGCGGGCACCUGUACGCACAUGCCGGCAUCAAGGCGGCAGCCGACGCUGUUCUGAAGGACAUGGAGGACAACAAAGUAUUGGGAGCGCUGCUGCGCGGUGACUACGGCGACAUGUCCAAGUCAGCGGCGGAGGAGGUCAUGUCCAAGGAUGCUGGAGAGGACGCGGAGGCGCGGGCGCAGCAUUAUGUGGCGGCGUUGAUGCAGAGGAAGCUGGACUGCCGCGACUGGCGCCUCGUGCUCACCGGGCACAGCCUCGGGGCCGGCGCCGCCGCUCUUAUGGCCCUGCACCUCUCCGGCCGAUUCCCCAAUGUGCACUGCUGGGCGCUGAGUCCGCCCGGCGGCCUGAUGAGCACUAAUCUUAGCCGCCUGGUGGAGCCGUUCGUCACCAGCGUAAUAGUCGGCAAGGACGUUGUUCCGCGUGUCUCCGUCGUCAACCUCGGCCGUCUCAUCGACCAAAUGGUGACGUCGCUGGCGUUGUGCAAGCUAAACAAGAGCGACGCGUUCCUGCGCGGGCUGACUAAGCGCAUGCGCCACGAGCACACCGGCGACCUCUUCUGGCGCUACGCAGAAGUCCCCGAAGAAGCCAUGCAGGUCCUGCAGGCGUACAACGCUGGGCUUGAGGUGCGCAGCCGCAUGCUGGAGCUGGUCCCCCCGGGACGAGUCAUAUUUCUGCGGCCGCUGAAGCGGGAGGGAACGCGCGCCGCGUGGGACGCCGUCUGGGUCAAGGCCGAGGAGGUCAUCCGCGAGGGCAUCCUGGUGUCGCCGCGCAUGGUGGAGGACCACAGCUGCGUGGCGCUUCAGGCCGCGCUGCGACUGGCGCUGCAGCCUGCAGGCUCCGACGCGCCGACAGCUGGCGCCUUUGGGGAUUAUUUUCCGCCUGUGGUGCCCCCGGCGGAGCAGGAAGACGAAGCGGAAGACAAGUCCCCAGUCUGA
Coccomyxa subellipsoidea C-169 is the source of this 2469-nucleotide messenger RNA. RefSeq names its product alpha/beta-hydrolase. NCBI's taxonomy places the organism in Eukaryota, Viridiplantae, Chlorophyta, Trebouxiophyceae, Coccomyxaceae. The record is from RefSeq and is a predicted model, not a curated record. Gene Ontology annotation, biological process: lipid metabolic process. The transcript has 19 exons. Bases 1 to 2469 code for a protein of 822 amino acids.